Molecule: messenger RNA, 775 nt
Organism: Ochlerotatus camptorhynchus
Lineage: Eukaryota; Metazoa; Arthropoda; Insecta; Diptera; Culicidae
Gene: mRpL48
Product: mitochondrial ribosomal protein L48
Exons: 3
Coding region: 215-730 (171 amino acids)
Cellular component (GO): mitochondrial ribosome
Source: RefSeq, a predicted model, not a curated record
UUAAAAUUAAAUCGCAUUAAAAUUCAAAUCUGCGCAUUUUGUAAGCAACGUUCACCCACUGUGCAUAUAUGUUACAUAAACAAUUAACAUAACCUCAAAUGACGUUUUGACAGCAAUUUUACGGUAACAAACAUUAGAGAUGUGCUGCAAAGUUCAGUGUAACUUAAAAAAGAGUAAAUAAUCCAGCAAAAAACAUUAAAAUAAAAGAAAAAAUAUGCUUCGGCAGAUAACCCAUCGCUUUUUGGCCACCGGCAACGUUGUCCGCCACUUCAGCAGCAUGUAUGAGCCCGAUUACUUGGAGAAACUUCGGCCCAAAUACCCGCUGCACAAUACGCUGAAUUUCACCAUCAAGGGCUACGAUUAUCCGAUCCUUGAGAGCUACCAGCGCUUCGUGCACAACGUAGCCGACAAAAUGGACCUAGACAUUGCCGAGUGCUGGGCGCAGCCGCCACAAAAGCGUAACGUGCAGAAGUUCAAACCGGCUUCAGCGGUCAUCGAGAGCGAAUACAAACUGACGACUUACGAGCGCAAUGUUCAAAUCGCAAACCUCCAGGCUCCGCUGUAUCCCACUUUUCUGCGUGUACUGCAAGCCGCUCUGCCGGAAGGGGUUACGCUCACGGUGAGUGAGCACAGCAGCGACGUGGACGACGGACGGUACGUGCCGGAUCGGGAACUGCUUGAACUGCGACAAAAGCUGGACGAAAUGAGCGGUUUGAGAGAGAAGAAGUGAGGUGUGAUAUAGAAACGAUUACGUUUAAUAGAAGGGAUAUCCACG